Messenger RNA from Apis cerana (Asiatic honeybee), 6222 nucleotides. It is a transcript of the gene bond, whose product is annotated as elongation of very long chain fatty acid james bond protein. Lineage: Eukaryota; Metazoa; Arthropoda; Insecta; Hymenoptera; Apidae. Gene Ontology annotation, biological process: fatty acid elongation, saturated fatty acid; sphingolipid biosynthetic process; fatty acid elongation, monounsaturated fatty acid. Gene Ontology annotation, molecular function: fatty acid elongase activity. The record is from RefSeq and is a predicted model, not a curated record. Gene Ontology annotation, cellular component: endoplasmic reticulum membrane.
AUUGAGUUUUGGUGCUACUUUGGUGUCAGCAUCAGUUUUUGAUUUGCUGCUUCUCGUACAACAUCUCUCGAAUGAACAUUUCUCUUUUGUAAAUAUAAAUCUUAAUUUUGUAUAUUCGUAUCGAAAAAGAAACCGAACGUUAAAUAACUUAGCCGCGCUAUUUCGAAAAUUAAAAUUUUGAUUCAUUCCAUCGAAACUGCUUGAUAAGAAUUACGAAGAUUUAAGUUUGAAAGAAGCAAAAAUCAGCAAAUAUGUCGAAUUUGAUUCAUCAAAUGGUCAACAACUGCAAUGAGAUUUUGGAUACUAAUAAUAAAAAUAAUAAAGAAAUCAUAAUAGAUACAUGGCCCAUGAUGUAUUCCCCAGGUCCUAUAUUAUGCAUCGUAGGCUGUUAUCUAGCAUUCGUUUUGAAAGUUGGACCGAAAAUGAUGGAGAAGAGGUCCCCUUUUCAAUUGAAUUUCUUGUUACUCGCUUACAACAUGAUCCAAGUGAUAUUCAAUAUCUGGUUAUCACUCAAAGCAUUAGAACCCAGUGUGGUAUCAAUUUUAUUAUUACCUAAAUGCCAAAAUCCAACGUCUCUGAAUUUAAAUACCAAAAAUACGAUAUCGUCAGCUGCCUGGUGGUAUUUCAUCGCAAAAAUAAUGGAUCUUCUUGACACGGUAUUCUUCAUACUUCGAAAAAAACAAAAUCAAGUGACAUUUCUGCAUGUUUACCACCACACGAUAACCUCAAUAUGUUCAUGGUUGUAUGUCAAAUUCCUGCCAGGCCAACAAGGUGCUGUGAUCAUUUUCUUGAAUUCUUUGGUACACGUUAUCAUGUAUACGUAUUAUUUGAUCUCUGCUUUGGGUCCUAAAUACAAAAAAUAUCUUUGGUGGAAGAAAUACAUGACUUGGAUUCAGCUGGUGCAAUUUUUUAUAUUACUCGCUUAUGAAUUGACAAUUCUCGUUUUGGGCUGCAAAGUGCCAAAAGCUUUGUCGUGUUUUGUUUUGACCAACUUAGUGAUCUUCAUCUAUUUAUUCAGUGACUUUUAUCGAAAAGCUUAUGCGAAGCAGAAAGUUUAAUUUUUUUGAAGAAUUAUUGAUUCGACGUCUUGUCGAUAAAAUGAUCGAUAAACCGAAUAUGCAAUACAUCAUUUAAUAAUAAAAAAGAAAAAAGUGUUUAUGAAAUAAUGAGAAAAAAAGAAAAAAAUAGAAAAAAGGAAAAUGGAAUUCAUUCAGAGUAAAAAAAAAAAAAGUGGAACGAAGUUUGUAAUAAGAACAUAAAUAUUAAAUAUUGAAGGAGCAGCUGCAGUUAUGAUUCGAGUUUCAACUUUGUUCUAGUGAGACAAUUUCCAGGAAUCGAAAUUUAUACUUUCGAUAUAACGGGUUCCUUCCAAAUUUAGGUCAGUGACAUCCAUUAUUUGGAGAGAGAAUGACAUAAAAGGAGGUUUGUCAGGUGGCCGAAGGAAUAUUUAUAAUGAAGUCUAGAUCGAACUCAAAUCGCUUCUUCGCUUUCGAAACAAGAUGGAUUAAAAUUGAGAAAAAAAAGUUGUAUAGAAAAAAAAACCGUCAUCUAAGUCAUUACCAUAGACAUAUUUUGGAGAAUGUUUAGAAUUUUGCAGCAAAGAGAAGACAGAUCCAAUGAUGAUUACAAUCAGGAUUAAGAAAAAUAAGAGACAGUUUAAUGCAGAAUCGAAAAAUACGACAAUUAAUCGAAAAUUAUUUGAUUAUAUAUUACAGAAUUAAAUUUUGAAUUGAAUCUUGGAAAGUGAUAUUCUAUAGUGAACAAAAGAAUUGUUUUAUACAAAUUAAAGAAAGUUGGCCAUAAUUUAGUAACCUAACCUCCUCGAUUGUGAGAAACGAUAUUAGUGCAGAUGAUUAAUCAGAAAUAAUUGAUAUGUAUUUUUAAUUUUCGAAUAUACACUUGAAACAAGAAUAUUUGAUUGUCUUUGUGUUAUGUAUUAUUAAAUGUACAUAAGAUAUUUUAUUAAGAUAAGUAUAUUAUGAUAUUUAAGAUAAAUAUAUUAUGAUAGUGAAAAAUUAAAUAAUAGUAAAGUUAAUGAUAAAUUAUAUUAUUUAAACAUAUUAUUUUAACAUGUAUAUGUAUAUUAAUAUAAGAAAAAUCAUUAUUUGUAUAUAAUUUAAAAAUUAUUAAUAAUUCAAAGUAUGCUAGUGAUUUUCAAUAAGUAUAAUUUAAAAAUUAUUAAUAAUUCAAAGUAUGCCAGUGAUUUUCAAUAAGUAUAUUUAACAUUUUUGCAUACAAAUUGAAAGAAAAUAAUUUUGAAUAUUUUUUUUUAAAAAUAUCAUAAAUAAAUAAAUCUUUUUAUUUGAAUUGUAAUAUUUUUUUAUUUAUAAUAGAAAUUAUAUAGAAAUAUAAUAGAAAUUGGAAUACAAAAUUUUUUUUAUAUGUUAUUAAAUAUUUUUUAAUACUUAUUUUAUUUAUACUUUGCAAUACAAAUAGAAAAAAAUAUUAUUUUUCUUCCUUUUUUAUAAAUCAAUUAAAAAUAUACUUUUUUAUUAGAAAUAAUAUAUAUUAUAUAGAAUAUUAAUUUGUGUGUUAAUAUUUGUAAGAUAAAAAUAAUUGGAAAGCUCUAUAUAAACUAUAGAAAUUCAGGCAUUAUGAAAGAACAAUUUUUUAUUUUUGCUAUUGUUUAUUAUCUAAGCAAAUUCAAGGAUUAAAAUUGAUAAUUAAUGCGCUAAUGAAAAUUAAUCGAAAUAAACAAGAUUUUGAAAUCGUUUUAUGAAUUCCAGUUUACUAUAUACAUUUGUGAUUUAACAUUUAUAAUGUAAUAUUUAUUUAAUAAUCAUUAAACACUAUUUUCUAUAUUAAUUUAUAAAAUAUUUAAAUAAAAUUUCACGCACAUUUAUAGUUUUAAAUAAUUAUUAUAAUUAUUUUUGAGUUGGCAGCAAAGAAACGUCGAUUUUGUGAAAAGAGAAUAUAAUAGAAUAUUCAUAUAACAUGAAUUUCAGAAAUUAUAUUCUUAUAUUCAAUUGUAAUAAUUACUUAAUUUAUAUAAUUAAUUUCAAAAAAGUACAUUAUAUUUAAUAUAUUACAAUAUUAAUAAUAUUAUUAUUACAUAUAAUACAAUAUUUUAUAUUUAAAUUCAGAUAAAAGUAAAAUAUUUCAUAGAAUAUAGAAUAUUCUAAUAUUCUAUAUUCUAUAUAUAUUUAUAAAAAAGAUUUAUAAACAAUAGCAUAUAAUUAUUUAAAAAUUGAAAUAUUUAAAAUUGUUCAUCUUAGAAUUAAAAAUUGAUAUAACAUUUCUAGCAUCUCAAUAUAAUUGAUGUUCAAAAACCUGUUUGAUGAUAGUCUGCAAAUAAUUAAAGAGAAACUAUCUUUCAUAAGCAAAUAUUUCUUAUAUUCUCUAUAAGAUAAAUGAAACAAAUUCAUCUCUUUCACCUCUCUUGUAGAAGCAAAAAAUUUUCAAGUAAUCUUGGAAUUGACAAUGUACAAUCAAUCCACUGACGUCGUAACACAUCAGAAACACACUAGAAGCACAGUCAUUAUCAACAAACAUCAAUAAACGUUUGAUUAUUUUAACUGAAUUUAAUUAAUUCGAUAUUUCGGUAAAUGGCGAUAUUUCGGUCGAUUUUUUAUAUUCAUGUCUCUUCUUUCAAAAGACUAAUCAACUUUCCUUCUUUCGUCUUGUAUGCUUCCGUUUGACACUGUCUUUGCUAUCUUGGUCUCCUUGUCUUGCAAAAGUUUUGAAUGUUUCUCGUUGGAUUUGUAUGCGUUAUUGUAGAAAUCAGAGAACAGGAAAUAGAAGAAUACCGCAUUAGGUAGAAUUAAGAUGAGCGACCAUUUUGGAUAAUCGCAGUCGUAAAACAGCAAUUGACAACUGUGCAGAAAUGCUAGGCAGAAUUGACCCUAUUUGACAUAAAAAAAAAAAUGUUAAUUUAGAUGUAAGAUUAUUUUUAAUUCAAAAAAAUUAAAAAAUAUUGAUACACAAUUGACAUUAGAAAAUAAUGAUAAAUUUCACCAUUUGAAGAGUUGUAAUAUAUUUCUUCCACCAUAGGUACUUUUGGUAUUGAGGUAAUAACGCAGCCAAUAAAUAAUAUGUGUACAUAAUUAUGUGCACGAAACUGUUAAUGACACCUGAGAAAAAAAAACGAUGUUAUCGAAUCGAAGAAAAGAUUGCAACGAUAAUACGAGAGAAAACAUAAAUUGUACAUACCUAUAAACGUGCCAUGUCCACCCGGAUAAUACUUAGUGGCACCCCACGAAACCAUUGGCAUAACAGUAUGAUGAUACAAAUGGAGAAACAGAAUUGAACGAAGGUAGAUAAAAAAGAAAAUGUAGAACGAAUAAAAGAAAUAGAAAGGAUACCCUGAGUGCUUCCGGUGAGUUCGAAUAAUCGACGGAUUGGCAUUUCCAACUGUAUUUUCGCAGCCAAGCUGCGUCCAGGCCUUCGUAGAACAGCCAGAAACUGAGAAGAACUUGUACAGGUGAUGGUAUGAGGAACCAAUCUCUUGUCCGAGGAUCUGAAAUGAAAAAAUCAAAGAAUCAGAAUACGUAUAAAAUUUCGAAAGAAAAAAAAAUCGAAGAAUUAUAUCCCACCGGAUAAAUCGUAAAACACAUGAUGAUAAAAUCGAACCAUCGAGUUGUUGUAGAUAUUCGACAUCCUGUCGAUGUGAGAUUAACUAUCGAUCUAUAUAAUUAAAUCUAUUGCAGAAAAAUUAUUGGAAUUAAUACAUACAAUUAAUCUUUAAAAAUGAUUAAUAUAUAUAAAGAGAUUUCUGGCUGAAUAAAAAUCGAUCUUCGUCAAAUGGAAGAAUUUGAAAUUAUUUGUAGAUCAAUUUGGUAGUAAUAUCAACAACUCUAUAUAUUUAAUAUCACUUUCACAAAUUGAAUUUUUUUUUACAUUGAUUAAUUUGUUUAUCUACUUCUCUAUUUUUCUAGUAAAUCAACAUUCUUAUAUGUAACGACACAAAAGUAUAUAUUAUUUCUUACAUAUAUCGUUUCAUUUUUAUAACAUCAAAUUCAAUCAAUAUGAAAGUAUUAUUCGAUAUACGUGGAUUUAAUUAAUCAGCAUGUAAAUGUUAUAAUAAGUAUAACAAUAUGCAAAUACUUGUGUGACCAUAAUAUAUACAUUUAUAUGUACGAAAACUAGUCUCGAUUUCAUGCACGAUUUGAUGCAUAACGGAAAAAUGAAGGAGAAAACAGAACGCUCGAUUUCGCAGUCCUUAAUGAUAAUGUUUAGCAAGUUUGCACAAUGGUAAUGUAACACAUAUGUAAUGGCUUUCAAACAAAUUGGUGGAGAAAUAAAUAAAAACAAAAAGGAGGUCAAAUAUGGUUAUCCACGAACAAAUUAAGAACAAAAAUGAAAUAUACCUCUUUUUACUCUUUCUUAUUAGCCUAUUAGCCUGCAUUAACAUAACCGUAUCCAUUGGGCAAACUUGUCAAAUAUUGCUCGUAAAAUUACGAGUAAAGCAUUUUCUUCUCGAAACCAACUGAAAUAGAUCACUCUCCAUCAAUUGCUGUGGCGAUAAUAACAGUUCAGGCAAGGACACUUUAGACACAAGUGAUCUGCAUCUCUUUCAAAGUGGCAAAACUUGAACAGUUUCCGAGUCUGAAUGUGAUUUAACCAUAAAAAGGCGAAUGGCGACACCUUUUUCAAUAUAUUUAUAUCCGUUUCUAUUAUCCUGGUCUUAUAGAAUCAAGGAUUGCAUGACGUGAAUAUUUUAUGAUGUACACAGUGUGGGAACAAAAUAAUAACGAUAAAAUAAAUGAUAAUUUAUUACUAUUAUUACUAUGGAAAAUGAGGAAAAUUUUUAUUUUCUUCUUGGAAGGAGGAUUCUUUAAACUCAAAAAAAAAAAAAAAAAAAAUGUAUCCAGCAUUAUGAGAAUAAUGCGAAGUAUAACGUUUUUAUAAUUGGAUUUUUGUACUCGUGCAUAAAAUAUAUAACUUGAAUCAAAGUUUAACAAUUAAGGAGGAAAUGUUUUAAUGAAGUUCACUGAUUAUAAGCGUAAGAAUUUAUUAGACCAUGAGAAAUUUUACAUCACUGCGUUCGGAGAAAAUAUUUAAAAAAAAAGAAUCAUUCAUCUUCGUCCAUCACGCAAGCUUAAUUUUUGUAUAUCAAUCUCUUUUAUUUUAAUCUCGAUCCUUUAAAACCGAUCCCUCAAAAAUGUUCCAAGAACCUAUAUCAAUAUUGAGCGAAUUAAUCACACGCUUAACGAACUAGAGUAAUCUUUUGUGUAUUCUUUUGUGUAUCUCUAUAUUAAUAUAAAGAUUUCGGUGCACUUUUUA